AUGACGGAGAGAAUGCCGGAACACACUCCAGCCCCCACUGCUUCCCGUGCCAUCUAUGGAUUCGCUUUAUUUUUACUUUUCAAAACCCUUUUUAUCCUUUACGUCCUGUGGGCUUUCAUCCCCACGAAAAUACUGGACGGUUUGGGUUUGACCUACCUUCCGGAUAAAUAUUUCGCGCUGUUCAUACCUAUCCUGCUUCUGGUAGGUCUCACAUUUUUCGCCUUCCUAAUCUACCCGUCGCUUUCGUUGGCCAUGAUGCCGGAACCGGAUUCUCGGGAGGCCGUUACGGAUCGGUACACGAUCGUGCGCUGCCAGUAUCAAUACCCGGAUCGGCAACGGUGCAACCAGAAAAUUGAUCGACCCUACGGAGACAGUUGGACCGUGAAGCCGUUCUGUUCCAAACACUCGAUCCGGGUGACGACGGCUUCGGAUUUGAGGGCUAGUGUGAGAAUUGCUAACAUCUGCGAUUGUCCCGAUGAGGAGCGCUGUUUGCUGCGAAAGGAUCCGAGUCAUUUGGGGAAGCUGAGGACUAGGGCGAUGGUUCCGGCCGUGGCGGAUUUGAGUCUGGUGGAAGUGAAUCGGGUUUUGUACAGGAAAAGAAUUUAAUUGAUACUGAUAUGGAUAUCCGUAAUUUUCCUCUGGGAAGGAAUUGAAGAACGUAAUGCCAAAUAUAAAUAUGUCAAGAGGAAA
Uranotaenia lowii is the source of this 690-nucleotide messenger RNA. It is a transcript of the gene PIG-P, whose product is annotated as phosphatidylinositol N-acetylglucosaminyltransferase subunit P. The transcript has a single exon. The record is from RefSeq and is a predicted model, not a curated record. Bases 1 to 606 code for a protein of 201 amino acids. Lineage: Eukaryota; Metazoa; Arthropoda; Insecta; Diptera; Culicidae.